AAGACGCUAAAAUCACCUCCAAAUUUUCAGGUCGGUAUGACAGUCAGAUUGGACCACGAAAGUCCAUAAGGUGAAAGGUCUACCUUGCCUACCUCGUCUGUGGUUAUAUACUGUGUUAUCGAUCUAGUAAAAAAGCAUUGGUUUUUCAGUGCACUCUACGUUUAAGAAUAGUGACUCUGACAUGUAUAGCUCAGCAUCCAAAGUCGAUAAAUGUAGAGAACUCGACAGUAUAGCCACACAUAUCAUUUCAGAAACUUAAUAGAGACACAGAUUAGGUAUACUCAUAUAGGGAAUCACAAAUUGCAAGUAUUCGUCCUAGGAUAGCUAUGUCAGUUUGAAAUAUCUAUAGAAGGUAAACGUGCAAUAAAUUUGUCUAAUUACAACAUGAAGAUGUUCAGCAAUAAUAAUAAAGGGUGCUUUAAAUGUUUGCAAGUGCAGGAGUUAGUAAAAUUUAGCAAAUUUUUCAUCUUAAAUAGAAACUUGUACCUUUUGAAAUUUGUAAUUGUUAUCCAAGAAAGAGAUCUAUCUCGUCUGUGGUUUUACUAUUCGUAGGUGUAGUCGCGUCUUCGUGUUAUCGGCUGAGGGAACAGAUCGAUAAGAUCGUCGAGCUCUAGGAAGGGUGCUAGAUGCCACUUGCACCCCGUCUCCAAGAAUAAUCCCGCAUCCCUAUUUCGGGUAAAUUCGAAGGCGAUACUUCUUCGUCUCUGUUUCUGCGAUCCGCACAGUCGUGCCGCAUCCACCGCCGGUUGCGUACCUAUCUUACGGUCCUCAAGGUACAUCGUGUACGCGUACCGGUUACGAUACAAGUAAAUCGAAAAUCUCGCUUCCGGGAUAUCGUGAUUCGAUCACGACGAUAGUCUCAGCACGCCCGAGAACGCGAUGAAACGUCGAAACGAUCGACAGAUCAGUUCAAGUGAUGUAGCCUUCGGAGACUUUGUCAACACGAGAUCGGAUGCAGUUUUAGUUUCAAUCUGUAAUCAAUUUUAAACUCGAUGCUCCUCGAACACGUGGAUUCUCGAGCUUCGUAUACUUUCUCGACAAUAUUCUUUUGUAAUUAAAUCACACACGUUUCAAUCGAUGUUACGAAACGCUUCCCACGAGGCUCCAACACGAGUCUUUAAAUAUUCCAUCGCAAGAGUACACGUCGAAAUUUAUUUAGGAUCAACGUGUCAAAGCAUCUUUUAACAAUCCUUUGCAUCGUGGAACGAAUUCGAGCGUCUCAAAAGUUUCGAAACACUUUUAACGUUUGGGUGAUGAGUUGAACGGUAGAAUGAUGUGCAAAGUGACGAAAGAUCGCACGACGAUUUUUAAGUUUAAUAUCCAUCGUCUGUAAUGCAAGAACGAUCCAGGAACGGUGACCUAUAAAAGUGCGAGGCCGAAUGUUAGCUGCUUUCUAGUGUUUAGCCAGUUGUGUCUUCCUUUUUUUCUCGACGAAGAUCCUCAUUUAAAUUAAAAGUCUCGUUACGUGGAAACGAAUUCCUUUUGCACCUUGCGUAUCAUGUCGAUCAGAUGAUAAACGGCGUGUUAGAAGAAUGUUCAUUUCCGUACGUAAAUGGCACGAUGAAGUGCGAUGUUCGGUUGUGAAGACGGCGUGUUUCGAUCAGGUGUGAAAAAUUCAACGCUCGAAUGUUUACGCAACCGUCAUGUUAUCGGCGGGAAGAGUGCUCCAGCGAUAUUCAUCAAGAACAUAUUUGCCGAGCUAGUCCGGCAGCAAUUAGCAGCGGUUGAGCCACCAAUCAUGAAUCGAUCUAUCUGCAUCAGUUACGCCUUAUCAGCCUUAAUCCACUAAAAGGAAGGGAGGAGGAUCGUUAAAGCCCCUCGAUAUCAGCACGUGAGGGCCAAGUUGUGCGAGCGGCGAACAGGAAAGUAAACUUGGUGUUCGCAGAAACAAGAAAAAUCAACAUUUGCGGAAACGCGGAAACUGUCAAAUGAAAUAAAUUCUCCUUUAAAAUCAUGCGGACGACAAAGAGCUCGAAAAAGGAGGCGUAUUAACGAAAGUAUGAUAAAUUCUACAAGAAUUCAAGAAGGCUGACAAAUGAUUCGACUCGCAGAAAUGUAUUUAACAAACGUAUAAAAUAUUUAAGUAACAUGGCAGACCAUAAACUACUACAUAGACGGAAUCAAAGCUUUGAAAUAAUAGCAAGGCGUACUUAACAAAUAAACGAAAAUGACUUCGACGGCGCAAACUUGAUUAAUAAUCAAUAUCGAAGUUCUGCCAUAAUUCGGCUUCAAUUUAGUUUGCCAAUCGCUGUGAUACCAUAAUGCUUCAAGAGAUGGAGAUCACUUGGGACGACGUUGUCACGAAUUUCACGGAAUCCUCAAAUUCGAUGCACAACAACAACACAGAGAAGUACGUCGAGGACGUCGAGUACACUUUCGAUCGUCAACAAGUGGAAAGGAUCGUGGUGGUGGUGGUACCGAUAUUCUUUGGCAUGAUCGGUAUCCUUGGAUUCGUCGGUAAUUGCCUGGUGGUCACCGUCGUGGCAGCAAACCCUGGAAUGAGAUCGACGACGAACAUCCUAAUCAUCAAUUUAGCCGUGGCCGAUCUGCUGUUCGUUAUAUUUUGUAUUCCAUUCACCGCUACCGACUUCGUGUUGCCUUUCUGGCCCUUUGGCAACAUCUGGUGCAAGAUCGUCCAGUAUCUUAUCAUCGUCACCGCCUAUGCCAGUGUUUACACUUUGGUCCUCAUGAGCCUCGACAGAUAUUUGGCAGUGGUUCAUCCGGUCACAUCGAGGUCAUGGAGAACCGAAAAUCACGCGAUCCUUGCUAUUUGCAUCGCUUGGGCGAUGAUCUUCACAAUCUCAACCCCUGCCCUCAUUGUUCAUGGCGAGGACAUGGACGGCACGUCGUCGGAGAACCUGACGGCUUGUCGAAUCCUGCCACAAUAUGAUUGGCCGUUCUUUCAAAUAUCGUUUUUCCUGAUGAGCUACUUGCUGCCGCUGAUGCUGAUAUGCUUCUUUUACAUUUGUAUGCUCGUCAGACUCUGGCGAGCCGCUCGCGUCAGCGCCGAGAGUCGACGCGGAAGAAGACGCGUCACAAGGCUGGUGCUCGUCGUCGUUGGCGUUUUUGCAUUUUGUUGGUGUCCCAUACAGGUAAUCCUGGUAACAAAGUCACUAACUGUUUAUCCGCUGACAACGGCGACGAUAAUGGUGCAAAUUGCCAGCCACAUCCUGGCGUACACGAACAGCUGUGUCAAUCCUAUACUCUACGCCUUCCUCAGCGAUAGUUUUCGGAAAGCUUUUCGGAAAAUUAUAUAUUGCAAGCCUCGGCCCGAUCAAAACAGGCAGUUGGGACCAUUGACAAGAACCACGAGAGCUGCCAGUACUGGUGACAUCCUAUAGGUUAAGAAUUCGAUGGCUAAUACGUCCAGUUAAACACGCCGGGCUAAUUGUUAUAAACAAAUGGAUAUCUUCGAUUUUCGACGUCGGACGAGAGAAUUGUGGAAUUUCGAUCGUGCUCCUACCGUCGAAGUGUAAUAAUCGUUCAACGAAACAUUUAUGACAAACAGUGACGCGCGUUGAAUCUUUUUAAUUAGCGAACGCGAAUGGCAAUUAACUCGAGCCUGGCAUCGCUCGAUUUUCAUCGAACCGGAAGGGAGCGUUUUCGGUCGCGCGCGACGGUGAGAUUUUAUACAGCCAUAAACUGCGCAGGACUUACGCUUGCAUCGUGAAGAGAUCCGUGUACAUAACGCUUGUAAGGUAACGAAACAUAAAUGAAUAAUAAAAAUGUAAGUAAAUAGAUUAAAGUGUGGUUACUAAUCUAGACAUAGAAACGAGCAACAGCUUGUUGUUUGUUCAACGACUGUAAAAGAAAAAAUAAAAAAUAACGAAAGAGCUUAUUACGGCCGAUCGACAACCUUAAUGUUUAAACUGUAAGUUCGCCGCCGUGUAAUUUCGAAGGAACGCCUGGAAAUUCGCGGAUUAUGGCAGAUGAGCCCCUGCCCGGUCCGUGAAAAUAAUUUCUUUUUACGAUGUAAAAGUUUGUUUUCCAGUGCAUUCGUCGUAGGAAUAAGGUUCUAAAGUUUAAGAAAACUCGAGAUUCCUUGGGAAAAUUGUCUGAAUGCAAACUGUAAAGUACGUGUAUCAAUAAAGACGCUAAUGUGAUUAUUGCUUUUCCAUUUCCACCUUUACAGUUAUUCGUAUUCAGGCUGUGGGGAAAUUUGUUUUGAAA
This is a messenger RNA of Colletes gigas, 4170 nucleotides long. It is a transcript of the gene AstA-R1, whose product is annotated as allatostatin-A receptor-like. The coding region runs from base 2262 to 3341 and encodes 359 amino acids. The transcript is spliced from 6 exons. NCBI's taxonomy places the organism in Eukaryota, Metazoa, Arthropoda, Insecta, Hymenoptera, Colletidae. Gene Ontology annotation, biological process: G protein-coupled receptor signaling pathway. Gene Ontology annotation, cellular component: membrane. Gene Ontology annotation, molecular function: G protein-coupled receptor activity. The record is from RefSeq and is a predicted model, not a curated record.